GUAUUAUAUAUAAUAAUAUAAAGCUGACUAAAAACAAAUACGGGUCACCCGAGUUAAACCCGAAUUUGCUUUUGGUUGCGUUAAUCAGCAAAAUCCCCUUUUCUCAUUGUUGCGUGAAAUUAAGGCAAACAUACAAUCACUCUGCUACUCAAUUCCAUGGCUGACCCGGAGCUGGAAGCUAUCAGGCAAAGAAGAAUGCAGGAGCUCAUGGCUCAGAGAGGAGGCGCUGCAAAUCAGCCUAACCCUGAACAGCAGAACGCCCAGGAGGAAGCUAAAAGGGAGGCAGAUGAGCGGCGACAGAUGAUGCUUAAUCAGAUAGUUUCAUCUGAAGCACGAGAAAGAAUUGCUCGAAUUGCGUUGGUGAAGCCUGAAAAGGCCAGAGGAGUUGAAGAUGUUAUAUUGAGAGCUGCCCAAAUGGGUCAGAUUGUUGAAAAAGUUUCUGAAGAGAGGCUUAUAUCGUUGCUGGAACAAAUUAACACCCAGACAACCAAGCAAACCAGAGUCACAAUCCAGAGGCGCCGUAGUGUUCUUGACGAUGAUGAUUAGCUGAGAUUAUUUGACACAUAGUUAUUAUUUCACAUUUGUAAUGUAUAUCAGGCACUUGGUUUGGUGGUGUUAGACUUUUAAUUGCGUACUUGGCUUUGCUAUCCUUCCCAAAUUGUUUUUGUGUAAUCACUUAUUUGAGUUUGGGUACCCAUUAAUGUGAUUUUGGUAUUAAGCAUCCUGCUAGUGCACAAAUAUGUUUAUGGUGCACAAGAAAAUACCCCCAUUAACAUUUUGCUGAUAUUUUAAGAAUUAUUGUCAUUGGUA
Daucus carota subsp. sativus is the source of this 810-nucleotide messenger RNA. RefSeq lists its product as uncharacterized. Lineage: Eukaryota; Viridiplantae; Streptophyta; Magnoliopsida; Apiales; Apiaceae. The coding region runs from base 157 to 546 and encodes 129 amino acids. Gene Ontology annotation, molecular function: DNA binding. The transcript is spliced from 7 exons. The record is from RefSeq and is a predicted model, not a curated record. Gene Ontology annotation, cellular component: cytosol; nucleus.